UCAGUUCACCAACGGCUGUUGGUCGGUGCGCACGACGCGAUGCUCGAAUUCCAGGGGGCGUCGGGACGCCGCUAGUCGGGCGCCACGCGUCCCGUCGGCAUGGCCCAUUUAUUGGUGACGGCGUCUCGCCAACAUCGUCAUGGAGGCCACCAGCUCGACGCAGGCGGACGUGACGGCACCGUCGCCGCCGGCUUCCGCGACGGCAGCGUCGCCUCCGUCGAAAAACACGCAGGCGACGCCGGGAAAUGCAGAUUCGACCUUUGCCAGCGUGAAAGCGGAACCAGAAUCCAAUCCCGACAGUCCCUUGGAAGCCACAAGUCCCAGUUCGAUAGCAAUAAGAGAACAACAUUACGUGGCAGCGGAUUCCAAUAGUUCGUCGACCACGAAAACCUUCGUCCCCUGCAAAGUCUGCGGCGAUAAAGCGUCCGGAUAUCAUUACGGGGUGACUUCCUGCGAGGGCUGCAAAGGUUUUUUUAGGCGUAGCAUCCAGAAGCAGAUAGAGUACAGGUGCCUAAGGGACGGCAAAUGCCUGGUAAUCAGACUGAAUAGGAAUAGGUGUCAGUAUUGCAGAUUUAAAAAAUGUCUGGCCGUAGGAAUGUCUAGGGAUUCCGUCAGAUACGGAAGGGUACCGAAACGAUCCCGCGAACGCAACGCCGAAGACAAUCCCUCGCCGAGGGUGUCGACCACCGCCCCCGACGUUGUGGCGGUAGUAACCCCGCCCACUCCGACCGAAACCUUGUCACCGUCGAGCGUGUCGAGCAAUCCCGGUAGCAUGGAGUCGGAAACCAAACAGAUGGCUGUAUACGAUAUUAUUUUAGGGGUGUCGCAAGCGCAUCACGCGAAUUGCGGUUACACCGAGGAGAGGACGCGAAAUUUGCAACGAAGGUCCUUGGUACCGCCACCCAGGUACAAAGCGGAAGACGACGAAGACGAGGACGGCGACGACGGGGAAGGUGUCGCGUCAUCCACCGCGGAAUCCCUGGAGAACGACCGGUGUUGGUUCUGGCAGCAGUUCGCCACGUGCAUGACUCCCAGCGUCCAGAGGGUGGUGGAAUUCGCGAAAAGGGUGCCCGGAUUCGGUGGCCUUGGCCAGGACGACCAGCUGAUCCUCAUCAAGUUGGGGUUCUUCGAGCUGUGGCUCAGCCACGUGGCCAGGAUGACGUCGUCGCAGUCUUUGACCUUCGACGACGGCACGGUGGUGACGCGGCAACAGCUCGAACUGAUGUAUGAUAACGAAUACAUUGGGACGAUCAUCCACUUCGCAAACACUUUCAACGCCUUGUCCCUGAACGACACCGAAGUGGGUCUCUUCUCAGCAGUAGUACUGAUGACUGCGGACAGACCGGGACUCACCGACGUCAAAACGAUCGAGCAUUACCAGGACAAGCUGGUCGAGGCAUUGAAAGUACAAGUGGGGAGGAAUCACGCGGGCGAGACCCAACUGUUCUCCAACCUGCUGAUCAAGUUGCCCGAGCUGAGAAGCUUGGGCAACAAGCACACCGCUCACCUCGACUGGUUUCGGGUGAACUGGCAAAAACUCGCCCUGCCACCCCUGUUCGCGGAAAUUUUUGACAUCCCGAAGUCAGAGGACGAUCUGCAGUGACCGACUGGGCCAUAUAUGCGUUCAUAUAUCUGACGACGUAUGACGCAGAGGGAGUAAUAACACGCCAUGACGUCAGCGAAUUAUCACCUUGCAGGUGGGCGAAGCGAACUCGCAGAUUCGAAUGUACGCCGAAACUUGCUCAACAGAAAAAUUGCUCCAAGGCUGACGACGGCAUUGGGGACGCGAGGCACCAAGCGGGGUUCAAAACCCCGUCAGGCAGCCGCGAUAUCAAUCUGAGUAACGACAGGGUCUCUCAAGCUGUUUAGUCGCUACGUUUUUUAGGUUAAAUGAAUUUAGGGUAUUAUAUUGUUGAACAUAUCAAUGGCCCGCGGAUGACCGUAAAAAAAUGACCUUGAAAAACGGAUCCGGGCACUUUAAAGCCGUCACGGACUAUUUUCCCGAAUUGCAGGAAUCGAUUGGCUCUGUUUUAAGAGUGCGACUAAAUUUGGGGCGGAGAUUUUCGGAAUGCCGAUCCCGUUCGUUGUUUUCCCCCUCCGGUGCUGAAUUUGAAUAAUACAUACCGGCGGUAUUACCCCAAAAAUGUAAAACAAUAAUAAAUGUUUGACAAUGGUAGAAAAUUACUGACGUAUGCUUACGUAGGGUGUUUUAAGUGACGUAACAAUCAUAACGCGAUAUUACUUCUAAGUGUCUCUCAUUAGUUAGAUUUAUUAUGAGUCCCCCGGGGGGGUGGUGGUACCGGCGAUUUAUGGAAAAGGAAUUGAAUUUUCGGAAAUCGUGGUCUCUUUUUUUUAACACUAAAAUACACGUUUUGUCUAACCAGUUUUCAAUUCCAGUUUUCUUCGAAUUUUACAUUACACAAAGUUUUUUACAUUAAGUGCUCUUUAAACUAAGAAUUUUUUUUAUUUUUUGAGAUCUAAUUUGGUAUUAUGUCCAUCUUUUUCGUUUAUCGUUUUUAAAUAUUAUUUUUGAUUCGCCAACCAAGUACUUUCCGCUGUUGUUCUACACAAAACGAACAUUUGCCCCUCCAUAAGCGCAGUUUUCCUUGAUUUUAUAUGAAAAAUGUCAUAAGGAGCACUGAGAACUUAAAGCUAAAGUCGCAUUAUAACUAUUCAGUGCAAAUACAAAAAAAAUAAAUUCUUUUUAUAAAAUCACGCUUGUCAUAAAAAUUAAUUUAUACAAAAAUAUUAAUAAUCAUUAUUUUUUUAACUUUAAUUAAAUCUUAUUAAACAAACGGAGUCUAAAUAGAAGUUUUUAAAUAACAAUUUAAAUACAUUUAGCUUAAUUAUUUUUACAUUUAACAAACAAGAUAUGAAGAUUACUUUCAUAAUUUAGAUUAGCGAAAAAUUGCGUCAAAGUUGUACAGGAACAGUAGAAUCUUCAAUACACUUUUAUUUAAAAGAUUGUACUUCUAGUUUACAAACGGCAUUAUACAAUAACUAAAACUAAAUUUCUCUUUACUCGAAAACAUUCUAAGAAAGUUUAAAUGUUUCUCACAGGAAUCGUGCUCCCCCCGUAGGGUAUCUACUCUGCUGUUAAUAUCGUGUAGUACAAAAUUUAUAGAAAUAUAGUGCCGAUAGACAUAAACGCGGUUUGUACUUUUAAUAAUUUUUUAUAGAGAAGGAGUGUUACAGGUAGGAUAUACAUAAUUUCUGGAACUACGGUUGCUCUCUUAGCAGCUGUUUCAAUCCGCACUUUCCCUCGCUACUAUCAACGGAUAAGUGACGUUUUCACCUGUUGCCAAGUCUCCGUUAUCGUGCUGGUUUUAAUCGUCAACGGACUAUGCGUGUUUUCGUUUUCCUUGACCUUGCUCUCUCUGGCAUAUUUUGUGGUCAAAUAAAAAAUCCCCGACAUAUUUAGAUUGCCCAUGCCGAUCAGAAUCUACAUUUCAAUAAAUUCCAACGAUCCGGCGACAUUCUGAACUAACGGGUGGCUUGGUCCACAUAAGUUUACAACCUUGCGAUUUGAAAGCAACACAUAAGUAUUUUCAAAAAUGUUCCUUUAUGCGUUUUCAAACUUUGCAUUGUAUUUAGUUUUGGCUUAUUUCCGCUAUAUUUUGGGCUAUAAAGUGCAAAGGAAAAAUUGCAAUGUCCAGGAAGAAAGUAAGGUUAAGUAAAGCUAUCGCGCAAGUGGGCACCCUUCAUUUUAGCAGUUCAACUCAAGUAACUAACUCGUAAAUUUCACUGAGUCUCGAACAAAAAAACCCUCGACUAUGAUCUUUAUGGAACAUAUCUCGUAUUGUAUUAUAACGCGUAUUUUAAUUUUACUGUACUUAACAUGUGGUUCAGACUGAAUUAUUGUGUUACGGAGCAAGGGAGAAGCGGAUGGGUAAGUUAACCCGAAGCCGUUUGUUCCGCAUCCUAUUAACUUAUAUAUAUUUUGUACAAUAAGUUGCCACGAAAGCAAAGUGUAAAGACAUAUUUUAGGUAGGGAUGAUAUUUUGAAAAAGAAGUGAAACGUACCUAAUUUUAAUAAAUAUUGAAUUACGAGUUUACGCUAUAUUUUUAUAGGUUUUAAGCUUUUUUAUAUAAACUUGAAAAGUAUUAUUUUUUUCCAGUUCCUUUCCGCUGACAAAUCUCUCCUUUCCCUUCUAAAAUAAGCAAAUUUUCCAAUACACUUUAGGACGAAACCGUUUUAUUUGAAAUAAUUAACACGUAUUGUUAUUAACACGCUACGCAUAAAAUGGCAAUAUUUAUGUGGUUUUUGACAUUUUGUACAUGUGCUCAUACAUAACAAAUUGGACAUUUUCGAAUAAUAAUGGUAAUAUCUACUUAUUGAAAUGAAUGUUGUUAAGCUCAUUGUUAUUGCUCUUUGUUUAUAUUCUAUUUAAAUUUUUAAUUAUUAUGUAUAAAAAUAGGGGUCGUUUAUGUUUAUAAAUAACAGAAUAAUAGUUAAUCAUCCUUAAUAUAUAUCAUGAGACGUAAAAUUUUAUUUUUGAAUACAAUACUUUAGUGCCGCAGGUAUUAUUUUAAGGUAGAUUAUAUUAUUACGUUCAUUUUUGUAAUGCUAUAUUUAUAAUUUUUUUUCUGAACACUGGA
This is a messenger RNA of Cylas formicarius (sweet potato weevil), 4599 nucleotides long. It is a transcript of the gene Eip78C, whose product is annotated as ecdysone-induced protein 78C. NCBI's taxonomy places the organism in Eukaryota, Metazoa, Arthropoda, Insecta, Coleoptera, Brentidae. The transcript has 9 exons. The coding region runs from base 140 to 1603 and encodes 487 amino acids. Gene Ontology annotation, biological process: regulation of DNA-templated transcription. Gene Ontology annotation, molecular function: sequence-specific DNA binding; zinc ion binding; nuclear receptor activity. The record is from RefSeq and is a predicted model, not a curated record.